GAGUAAAAAGGAUUGGGAAUUUGGAGGGAAACACAACCAAUCUCAUUCAUUUCUCUCACCUUCUGUCUUUCUUUCUCUAUCUCUCUCUCAAUGGCUCAAAUUGAAACCCUAGGCAUACUUCAGGACAUCGAAUCCCUCGUCUCUGAUCGGCUUCAAGUGGUUUCUUACAAAUGGCUGAGUCGCAAUUACUUGCUGUCAUCAAAUUCUGCAAAGAGGCUGCUCCAAGAAUUUGUUGAAAAGCAUGGAAAUGGAUUUGAAGUGGUGUAUGCGUUGUCUGGCUGGUUGAAGGGUGACUCUCCAAGCUAUCAUAUAAGACUCGUUACAGGGACAAAACUUGAAGAAGCAAAACAAGAAUUUGAUGGCAGCUGCUCAGUUCAGGUUUAUAGCGUGCAAGCUUGCAUACCAAAGGAUCCAGCUGUACUUUGGAAUGUUGAAUUUGUACAAGCAGAAGAGCUCUUUAAGCAGCCUUCAACGAUUGACAAUUGCCUGAGAGAUAACAGGUUCUGUGCCAUUUCCAAUUCCUUUAUCAAGCGUAAUGUGGAGGGAACUCCAUCAAGUGUUUCAGCAGCACAGUUUCAAAGUGGAGUAGGCGUAGGUCUAUCUAAAAGUGGUUUGACAAGUCAAAAGAUUGCAGCUCCCCAAUCUCUGCAACAGAAAGGAGAGAAGUAUAGUUCUAAAGUUGGUUUUCCGUCUCCCAAUUUAGUAAAAGAUGUCAAAAGUGAAAAUACAGGACUCCAAGAUCCGGUUAACCAAGCUCCUACAAAUAAAGAAAAGGUCCCCUCCAUGGCUGCCAACAAAAAGAAAGUCCAAAAUGGUAAAGGCUCUUCUGGUACAGAAGGUUCACUGGCAAAUUUUUGGAGCCGUGCAUCUGCAAAGACUAAGGCCAGCUGUCCAGCUGAAACUAGUUCUGGAGCUAGUGCAGAGGCUCAGAUUUGUGCUCGAGAAGCUGUAAAUGUGGAGGGUGCCAGCAGUGAUGAUGAUGGUCAAGAUAAAAAUUUUAAGAGAGCAUCCAACGGGGAGAGCACUAGGAAAAGAAGGGUGGUUCUCUAUUUCUCAGAUGAUGAUGAAUAUGAAAAUGCAGUCAGUUUAUCAUCACCGGAAGCAGGUCCGGAUCCAAAAGGAAAAGAAAGUAUCAACUCUUUGGUUCCGGAGAAAUCAAAUGCAAAACUCGACAAGCGGGAGGAUGAUAAAUCAGAGGUCAAGGAAAAGGUGACAAUAGAUAAAGGCUCUACUAAACUAAUGAAAAAUGAUGCUUCAGCUAUCAUUAAUGACAAGAUCACAGGGACUUCUCCGAAAGAGAAGGCACUAUGCUCUGUUCAAGAAAAUGAUGUGAACAAAAGGGACAAGCUUACCAAGACUACUCCAGAGUCACCUAAAAGAAGAAAGGUUCUAAAGACACAGAUUGAUGAGCGUGGAAGAGAAGUGACUGAGGUGAUUUGGGAGGGUGAGGAUACAGAAGCAAAGAAAGCUACCAAUGGGACGGAAGAAAAAGCUGACAGCAACACAAGAAAGAAAAUUGAGAGUAAUACAAGUACCAAUAAUAUUAACAGGCCUCCUGCAGCCAAGAAGUCACCAGCAGUGGGAAACACCGCUCCAUCAAAUCCAACAGGCAAAGCUGGAAACAAGAAAACAGGAAACAAGGAUUCCAAGCAAGGCAACAUUCUUUCUUUCUUCAAGAGGGUCUGAGGUGAUCUUUCAAAUUCUCUUCAUAGUUUGAACGUAUAAGAAAGAUUGUUUGUUCAAAUGGUUCUUCAAGUUGGGUUUUCCUUGUAGUUCAGGUUUUGAAGCAAUUUUAUUGCGAUCAUAUUGGUGGGUAGAGUAGAACAGGAUCUUCUCGUUGAGAUGCACAUUUUUUUUUUUUUGAAGUGGUGUUUGUAGUUUGUACAUAUCAACAAUGUUCUUUUAGUUUAUCAAGAAUCUAUUACCUUACAACACUUCACCGUUACGGUUGCUUAUCCAAUGUUUGUUUGAUGUAAAUGCUAUUCCUCCGGUUUCAUACUCUGAAUGACUUGUCAUACUUGAGACUUGGGAGUCACUCAGAUGUCGAUUUGUCGUUCCAGUAUACUAUCGAACUAUCAAUUGAUACUCUUCAAUUCAUAAUUUCCUUUCCUCU
This is a messenger RNA of Morus notabilis, 2113 nucleotides long. RefSeq lists its product as uncharacterized. Lineage: Eukaryota; Viridiplantae; Streptophyta; Magnoliopsida; Rosales; Moraceae. The coding region runs from base 91 to 1686 and encodes 531 amino acids. Gene Ontology annotation, biological process: DNA replication; DNA strand elongation involved in DNA replication; nucleotide-excision repair, DNA gap filling. Gene Ontology annotation, cellular component: delta DNA polymerase complex; nucleus. The record is from RefSeq and is a predicted model, not a curated record. Gene Ontology annotation, molecular function: DNA-directed DNA polymerase activity. The transcript is spliced from 8 exons.